AUGUCUUCAGGUGCUAAACUAAUUGCAAAAGUUCUCAAGAAACUAGGUGUAACGACAGUAUUCGGAAUAGUUGGAAUCCCAAUUGUCGAAGUUGGUGAUGCUUUGAUUGCAGAGGGGGUUAAGUUCAUAGCAUUCAGAAACGAGCAAGCUGCUUCGUAUGCUGCUUCUGCUCAUGGAUACUUGACUGGAAAACCAGGUGUACUUCUUGUGGUUGGUGGUCCUGGUGUUGUACAUGCUGCUGCUGGUAUUUUCAAUUCCAAUGCUAACCGCUGGCCUUUAUUAGUUUUGGCUGGAUCUUCAAGUAUUAAUGAUGUUUCUAAAGGUGGUUUUCAAGAGCUAGAUCAAAUAAGUUUUUUGAGUCCAUAUACAAAAUUUAGUGGUAGACCUCUAUCAAUUGAUCAAAUACCAUCUUAUUUAUUCAAGGCUUACAAAACCAGCUUUUUUGGUGUUCCUGGUUCAACAUAUAUUGAUCUUCCUGCUGAUUUAGUCGAAGGUGAACUUUCGGAGGAAGAAGAGCAACACUUAUUGAAAAGUGUCAGUCAGUUGUCUAUUAAAGACAUUCCAACGUUUGUCCCACCAAAGAACCAAAUUUUACAGAUCGCAAAAACUCUACAUAAUGCUAAAUCGCCUUUGAUAAUAGUGGGUAAAGGUUCUGCGUAUUCAGGUGCAUCAUCAGCUAUUACAAACUUUGUUGAAACCCAUAAAAUUCCAUUUUUACCUACCCCUAUGGGUAAAGGUGUUGUGCCAGAUGAUUCAUAUCUUAAUGUUUCUUCUGCUAGGUCAAAAGCUCUUAAAUCUGCUGACGUGAUAAUACUUCUAGGUGCAAGAUUGAAUUGGAUUUUACAUUUUGGUGAAGCUCCAAGAUUUAAAGAAGAUGCUAUCUUUAUACAAGUUGACCAGUCACCAGAAGAGGUUGGUAAUAAUUCAUCUUUAUCGAUUUCAUAUGGUUUAGUUGGUGACAUAUCAUUAGUUAUCCAAGAACUUAACAAACAUAUUAAAUCAAGUUAUACUGCACCACCAAUAACAGAUGAUAUCAAGCAAACUAUUGAAAAGAAUAAUAAGUCUCUUGAAGCUAAGGAAAACAAACAUAAUAACCAACUAACAUACCAAAACGUCUACAAAGUUAUUCGUGGCUUAAUUAAUCCAAUUGAGAAAAAUACAGUGCUUGUAUCUGAAGGGGCAAACACAAUGGACGUUGCUAGGAUAUCAUUUCCACAAAACUAUCCAAGGUUGAGAUUGGAUGCAGGUACAAAUGCCACAAUGGGGGUUGGAUUAGGUUAUGCAAUUGCUGCCAAAGCUGUACACCCUAAUAAGCAUGUGGUUGCAAUCGAAGGUGAUUCAGCUUUUGGGUUCUCUGGUCUUGAAAUUGAAACUGCUGUGCGAGCACAUUUACCAAUUAUUAUUGUUGUUAUGAAUAAUAGUGGUCUCUAUAAAGGCAUUGAUACUUCUAAACAUUCAUAUGAUGAUUAUAAGAGUCUGCCUUCAACUGCGUUGAGCAAAGAAACGAGAUAUGAUCUAUUAGCUCAAAGUCUAGGUGCACGAGGUAUCUUGGUGAAGACAAGUCAAGAAGUCCAUGAUGCAUUUUCACAAGCAUUAGAAAAUUCAACAAAAGGCGAGACCACCAUUCUUAACGUGAUUAUAUCUCCUGGUGAGCAAAAGAAAGUUGGGUUUGGCUGGCAGAAUAAGAAAAAGCAAGUCAAGCUGUGA
Molecule: messenger RNA, 1707 nt
Organism: Hansenula ciferrii
Lineage: Eukaryota; Fungi; Ascomycota; Saccharomycetes; Phaffomycetales; Wickerhamomycetaceae
Gene: PXP1
Product: putative indolepyruvate decarboxylase family protein
Exons: 1
Coding region: 1-1707 (568 amino acids)
Biological process (GO): fatty acid alpha-oxidation
Cellular component (GO): peroxisome
Molecular function (GO): catalytic activity; magnesium ion binding; thiamine pyrophosphate binding
Source: RefSeq, a predicted model, not a curated record